Molecule: messenger RNA, 892 nt
Organism: Pezoporus flaviventris
Lineage: Eukaryota; Metazoa; Chordata; Aves; Psittaciformes; Psittacidae
Product: nephrin-like
Exons: 6
Cellular component (GO): neuron projection
Source: RefSeq, a predicted model, not a curated record
UGCGCCUGGAGCCGCGCCGGCGUCCGCAUGGCGCCGUCGCCGCGGCACCGGCUGCUCCCGGGGGGCUCGCUGUCCAUCGGGAACCUGUCCCGGAGCGACGCCGGCUCCUACCGGGUGGAGUGCGCGAACGCCGAGGGCAAGGGCAGCGCCAGCGUCCUCCUCGACGUGGAAUACCCCCCCUCCAUCGUGCGGGCGCCCGACCCCGUGGUGGUGGACGAAGGGGGGAGCGUAGAGAUGGAGUGCGAGGCGGAAGGGCGCCCCCUGCUGGACGGGAGUCUCCGAUGGCAGCGCCUGGGGGCGCUGUCUCCAGGCUCCGUGGGGCUCCCCGUGGGGCUGGAGGCGCUCGGCGGGGUCCCCGUGGGGCGGCUGCGGGUGUCGGGCGCCCGUCGGGACAUGGGCGGGGCCUACGAGUGUCACGUGGACACGGGGGUGCCGCCCCCCGCCCGCGCCGUCAUCCGCCUCGUGAUUCGCUAUGGGCCGGAGCUGGAGGCGGCGCCGGCGCCGGAGCCAAUCCCGGUGCUGGUUCCGGAUGGAGCCGAUGCCGUGGCCGUGGGGUGCCGGGCGCGGGGGGUGCCCCCCGUGGAGCUGCACUGGGAGCAAGGGGGCCGCCCCAUCAGCACCACGGACAGCAGGUUCCAGCAGCUCCAAUGGUCGGACCCCCCCUGGACCAGCGCCCUCCUGACCGUGGCCAACAUCAGCCAGGAUCGGGCCCGGCUCCGCUCCCAGGCCCUGAACUGGGCCCAGUUGUGGGCCCGGGCCCCCUCCCAGUACCUGAACUGGGACCAGGCCCAUGCCGGGUACUGGGACGGCAACGGGACACUGGGAAUGGUGGAGUGCGUGGGGCGGAGCCAACUGGGAACGGCGAGGAGGCGCUUCCGGCUGCGCCUGGCGG